CUCUCGCAGUUCUUCCUCUCUCUCUCUCUCUCCGACUUGAAUCCCAGGCUCUGAAACAUAACCAAGACCAUGAACGCACCCAUAAUCGAUCCAUUGCAAGGAGACUUUCCGGAGGUGAUAGAGGAGUAUUUGGAACAUGGGGUCAUGAAGUGCAUUUCAUUCAAUCGCCGUGGUACCCUUCUUGCUGCUGGGUGCUCUGAUGGAAACUGCGUUAUCUGGGAUUUUGAAACCAGGGGCAUUGCUAAGGAGCUCCGAGAUAAAGAUUGUAUUGCUGCCAUAACAAGUGUCAGUUGGUCAAAGUAUGGUCAUCGUAUCCUUGUAUCUUCUGCUGACAAGUCAUUAACGCUUUGGGAUGUCGUCAGUGGUGAAAGAAUUUCACGCACAACUCUGCAGCAAACCCCUUUACAAGCUCGUCUACAUCCUGGUUCCUCUACUCCAUCUCUUUGCCUGGCAUGCCCCCUCUCAUCUGCUCCCAUGAUUGUUGACUUGAACACUGGUAGCACAACUGUGCUUCCAGUUUUGAUCCCGGACACAAGCAAUGGACUUGUCCCUCAAUCACGGAAUAAAUUCUCAGAUGGAGCUCCUCCUUACACUCCAACUGCUGCUUGCUUUAAUAAGUAUGGGGAUCUUGUUUAUGUGGGGAACUCAAAAGGAGAAAUUCUUAUAAUAGAUUACGGAACUAUCCAAGUGCGUGCCAUGGUUCCUGUUACUGGUGGUGCUGUGGUCAAGAACAUAGUAUUCAGCAGAAGUGGAGAGUAUUUGCUUACAAAUUCAAAUGAUCGGACAAUUAGGAUCUAUGAAAAUCUUCUCCCAUUGAAAGAUGGGCUUAGAGCCCUUGAUGACUUAGACAAGACCGCUAAUGAGCUAGAUGGUGUUGAGAAGUUGAAGGCUAUUGGAUCAAAGUGCCUGACACUUUUCCGGGAGUUUCAAGAUUCUAUCACAAAAAUGCAUUGGAAAGCACCUUGCUUUAGUGGUGAUGGUGAGUGGGUAAUUGGUGGCUCUGCAAGCAAAGGAGAGCACAAGAUUUACAUAUGGGAUAGGGCUGGGCAUCUUGUGAAAAUCCUUGAAGGUCCAAAGGAAGCCCUGAUUGACUUAGCAUGGCAUCCUGUGCACCCCAUUGUUGUCUCUGUUUCCUUGACUGGCUUGGUUUAUAUUUGGGCUAAAGAUUAUACAGAGAACUGGAGUGCAUUUGCUCCUGAUUUCAAAGAGCUAGAGGAAAAUGAGGAGUAUGUAGAACGAGAAGAUGAAUUUGAUCUGGUGCCUGAAACUGAAAAGGUGAAAGAAUCAGAUGUUAACGAGGAUGAUGAGGUUGAUAUAGUGACGGUGGAGAAGGAUUCAGCUUUCAGUGAUUCAGAUAUGUCCCAAGAAGAAUUGUGCUUCUUGCCAGCUAUUCCUUCUCCUGAUAUUCCGGAGCAGCAAGACAAGUGCAUAGAAAGUUCAUCAAAGUUAGUGGACAGUAACCAUUCUGGAUCCCCUCUUUCAGAUGACGCUGGACCAAAUGGACGCACAACAAACCAUGCAUCAAGUCCACUUGAAGAUAAUUCUGCUGCAGAGGAUGCAGUAGCACGCAAAAGAAAGCGGAAGCCUUCAGAGAAGGGGUUGGAGUUACAGGCAGAGAAGGUCAGGAAACCCUUGAAAUCUUCUGGUAGAUUGUCAAAAGUAAAAAGUAAAUCUGUGAUUCAUCAGGAUAAUGGGAAUGGUUUCCUUGGGGAUGAUGUUUCUGACUAGUACGUUUAGAUUUUAAUUUAUAUAAUUUUCCAUUGUACUUCUUAAAUCUCCUUUUCCUACUGGACAACUUAGAGGCUUAGUUUUUCCUUUGUUUUUUGAUUUGUGGUUGGCCUGCCAAAAUGUGUAUUUUCUUUGGAUUCACGCCUGAUUAAAUUAACGCAUGGGUAAAUCAUGAAAGAGAAGAAUUUGGAUAUCUCUUUAGUUUUUGCAGUGUUUCAUGCGUUACCAAGGCACUAAAUCUUUUGGGAUUUUACCAUUGGUAAAACAAGGAGUUAAAGAGAAUAUUGCGUUUGCAUCUUCUUUACCAAGACUGGAAGUGCAAGGUUGAGCAUACUUUAUAGAGGAGACAUUGAAGGAUGAUACAUUUGUUUGAAUGUUGGCAAGCUUGGUGGUGGCUUGUUACCUCAAUCUGUCAACAAAAUGGAAGGCAAUCAGUCAACAUAUGAACAAACUGAGAUCCACAUGAACUUGCACAUUUCAGAACCAGCAGGCAACUGCUUGCCUUCAGCUAUGGUCGAAGCUUGAUCAAAUAUGAAUUUGGAAGCAGGCCCAAUCUUCCUCACAUACAAUACACUAGUAUCCUUGUGACAAGAAAGACUGCAAUUGAUGAUGGAGUUGGACGAAAUGGAUUGAUCAUUUACAGCGAGUUGUUUUCGAGUAAGUCGUGAGCUUUUGCCUGAAAGAAGUGCUCUUUGAAAGUUUUUAUGAGCAGUCACGAUUUGAAUGGUCAUCUCCAGCAAGGCCUUUGCCUUAUUCUAGGCGUCAUUGUUUUGGUUUGACCAUUAUCACCAAUAAACAAGUGUUUUACUUCACUGUUUAAACGACAGGAGGACUUAAUUCCUCAAUGUCUGCAAAACACUGAGCUUGAGAAUUUCUCUAAGCCAUUGAGCUGUCUGGUGGUCACUCAAAGCAUUUCAUAAACA
Molecule: messenger RNA, 2651 nt
Organism: Corylus avellana
Lineage: Eukaryota; Viridiplantae; Streptophyta; Magnoliopsida; Fagales; Betulaceae
Product: Transducin/WD40 repeat-like superfamily protein
Cellular component (GO): Set1C/COMPASS complex
Molecular function (GO): protein binding
Source: RefSeq, a predicted model, not a curated record